AAAUGAUGACGAAAAAUUAAUAUAAUCCAUUACAGUCAACAAACAUUAAUUUUAAUAAAUAAUAUGAAGGUAUAAUAUCGGUUCUCAUGAAACGUCAAAUAUCCCAUGAAGUUAAAUGCCAUUGUACAACGCCGGUUAAACAAGACACCUGCUAACCUUUUGUACAGUAUCGUGUCCGAGAAAGCUGUCAUUUCAUCGAUAGGUUGAAUGCUUGCAGUUAGAAUGAGUAAUUUACGAAAAUUUAUAGAUAUCGGGGCCAAUUUGACAGAUCCUAUGUAUCAAGGAAUUUAUCAUGGAUCUCAGAAACAUCAGCCAGAUUUAGAUAAAGUUUUAGAACGAAGUUGGAACAACAAUCUUUCGAAAAUUAUAAUUACUGCCAGUAAUAUUGCAGAAAGCAAAAAGGCCCUUGAAAUAGCACGAACAGAUGAACGUUUGUUUUCUACGGUUGGUUGUCAUCCAACACGUUGUAAUGAAUUUGAAGAUAGUGGUGAUCCAGAAGCCUAUCUUAAAUCAUUAUCUGAUUUAGCUGCAGACAAUAAAGACAAAAUUAUUGCUAUUGGUGAAAUGGGACUAGAUUAUGAUAGACUACAAUUUUGUUCUAAAGAUGUUCAAAAAAAGUAUUUUGAAAUGCAGUUAUCAUUGUGUUCCACUUUAAAGUUACCAAUGUUUUUACAUUGUCGCAAUGCUAGUGAAGAUUUUAUAAGAAUUUUAAGAAAACAUAAGGACAUAUUAACAGCUGGUGUUGUACAUUCCUUUGAUGGUAAUCCAGAAGAAGCUAAUUCUAUUUUACAAAUGGGAUUGUAUAUUGGUAUUAAUGGAUGUUCUCUUAAAACAGAGGAAAAUCUGUUUGCGAUAACGACAAUUCCGUCAGAUAGGUUAAUGAUAGAAACUGAUUGUCCAUGGUGCGAAAUAAGGCCAACUCAUGCUGCUGCAAAAGAUGUCAUUACCAACUUCCCAUCAAUUAAAAAAGAAAAAUGGCAACCUGACCGAAUGAUUAAAGGAAGAAAUGAACCAUGCACUAUAGUCCAAAUUUUGGAAGUACUUGCACGAAUCAGAGACGAAGAAGAAGAAUAUUUGUGCAAUCAAAUAUAUAAAAACACAAUGAAAGUUUUUUUUCCUCAUGAACUUUAACAUAUUAAUCACGAAUGAAAUGCUACCUUAUAAUCAGUGUGUGUUUAGCAGUGCACACUCGUACAUGUAAUCAGGGAAGAAAGCUGUGAAACUAUAUAUAAUGUGAAAAAAGGAAAAUAAUUUCUACCAAAAUCAUUUCUCAGAAGGAAUGGAAUGAAAGACUCAUUUUUACAGAGCUUAAUGGAUGCGACGAACGUCAUAUUCCACCGAUCUCUAUCCAUAUAAAAUAUUUUCUUGUUAAAAUUAUCAUUAUCGCUAUAAUCAUCGCCAUUAGUUGAAUUACUAGCGCUAUUACAAUUAUAUUUAUAAUAAUAAUUAUUACCACACCUA
Molecule: messenger RNA, 1461 nt
Organism: Megachile rotundata (alfalfa leafcutting bee)
Lineage: Eukaryota; Metazoa; Arthropoda; Insecta; Hymenoptera; Megachilidae
Product: deoxyribonuclease TATDN1
Cellular component (GO): cytosol
Molecular function (GO): 3'-5'-DNA exonuclease activity
Source: RefSeq, a predicted model, not a curated record